Molecule: messenger RNA, 1189 nt
Organism: Rhinichthys klamathensis goyatoka
Lineage: Eukaryota; Metazoa; Chordata; Actinopteri; Cypriniformes; Leuciscidae
Gene: kctd17
Product: potassium channel tetramerization domain containing 17
Exons: 7
Coding region: 91-1029 (312 amino acids)
Biological process (GO): protein homooligomerization; proteasome-mediated ubiquitin-dependent protein catabolic process
Cellular component (GO): Cul3-RING ubiquitin ligase complex; cytoplasm
Molecular function (GO): cullin family protein binding
Source: RefSeq, a predicted model, not a curated record
CCGCUUCACCGUGGGAGACAGAACGGCACCCGAACAGCAUCCGAGCCGCACCGACAGUCCGCAUCAGACCAGCCUCAGUGUAGUACCCUAAUGGCAACGGAGGACAAAGGAAAAACGGCGGCGCCCCAGGCUUUACCGGAAACGGGAUCCCUUUCAGCAGCAACAACACACGGCAAUCUAAACAAUAAUAACAACAACAAUAACAACAACAAAGACAACGAGGGAAGCGAAGGUGCCACUACAGCCACGGCUACAGCCGUUGAAUCCAGUGGGUCUGAAAAUAUCAUAGGAAACGGUUCAGCUGUUAAUACCACCGGAGGCAGUAACGGCAAAUGGGUCCGUCUCAACGUCGGUGGGACGGUGUUUCUAACGACACGACAAACGCUGCUAAAGGAACAAACUUCAUUUCUGUACCGACUGUGCCAGCAGCAAGACUUACAUUCGGACACGGAUGAAACUGGCGCUUAUGUGAUUGACCGAGAUCCCACCUAUUUUGGUCCCAUCCUCAACUAUCUGCGACAUGGGAAGCUGGUUUAUAACAAGGAGUUGGCAGAAGAAGGUGUCUUGGAGGAGGCAGAGUUCUACAACAUCACACCACUGAUUAAAUUAAUCAAAGAGAGGAUUCUUGAGCGAGACUCCAAGGCUACACAGCAGGUACCACCAAAGCACGUGUAUCGGGUGUUGCAGUGUCAGGAAGAGGAGCUGACCCAGAUGGUGUCCACCAUGUCGGACGGCUGGAAGUUUGAGCAGGUCAGCGUGCGCGCCUGCCGAAAACCCCGCCCCGGACUGCUCUGGACUAUGGUGAACAUUGGCUCAUCUUACAGCUAUGGAACAGAGGACCAGGCUGAAUUUCUGUGUGUGGUGUCAAAAGAGCUGCACACCUCGGGUGGGGGUUUAGGGACGGAGCAGAGCCACAAGACUAAGACCUCGGACACACAGGAGGAAGAUGGAGCGAGGAAGGAAGAGGAGGAGGAGGAGGAGGAAGUGGGAGAAAGAAAUGCCACCCCCAAUGAGUGGAUUAGAGAUUAGCAGAAACUUGUGUCAAAGGAAUUGCUGUUCCAGAUCCAUGGGUCCCGGAUGUAGGAUACAAAGAAUUUUAUUUUUCUAGAUAUCCAUUUUUUUUCAUGUGCUCAUGAUGCUGUUUUUAUAGCCAUACUUUUUUAGAUUUGUUGACUCGAACAACGGGUAU